AUGGGCGUGCAGAGACUGUCACGUGGGACUACAAUACCAAUAUCAUUAUCGGAUGAUUUAUCAUCGCACUUCACUUCCAUCCUCAUUGCCACCACCGCCAACGAAACCCUUCGUCCUUUCUGUACAGGCCGUGACCAUUACUCGGGCCACUUUACACGACAAGUUGGUCCGGUGAAGUGGGUGGGUCACGGUAUGGGUUGGCGGUAA
Messenger RNA from Macrosiphum euphorbiae (potato aphid), 207 nucleotides. Lineage: Eukaryota; Metazoa; Arthropoda; Insecta; Hemiptera; Aphididae. The record is from the annotation of a GenBank genome assembly.